Molecule: messenger RNA, 3968 nt
Organism: Scylla paramamosain (green mud crab)
Lineage: Eukaryota; Metazoa; Arthropoda; Malacostraca; Decapoda; Portunidae
Gene: IntS2
Product: integrator complex subunit 2-like
Exons: 20
Coding region: 79-3735 (1218 amino acids)
Biological process (GO): snRNA 3'-end processing
Cellular component (GO): integrator complex
Source: RefSeq, a predicted model, not a curated record
UGAGCUGCGGCGCGGCAGUAUCACCGCGGAUGGAGUGGAGGGAGGGUGUGUUGCCUGUGUAUUUUUCAAUGCGUGGUCAUGCCUAUCACCACACCAGUUUCUCCGCGAGUGUUUAAGGCAAUCGAAAAGUCGGACAUCCACACUCUAGCAUGCUGCCGCGAGGAGGACAUCCGCGCCAUCCUGCCGUGCCUAGUGCGGAUGAGCUUGAUCGCCCCGCUGGACCACUCCGAGGAGUGCAUCGCCGGCAGGAAGGUCAUCCUCAGGAUACUCUCGGGCAUCGAGGUGGUCAACUCUCUCGUUGCCCUCCUCUCGAUUGACUUUCCUGCCCUGGAGGCGGACGUCAAGAAGGAACAGCAGCUCAGGCAGAAGCUUGGAGGUGGAAACCAAAGUGAGAGUGUGUUGGUACAGAAUCUUGCCAAUGGCUUAGCUCUGGAAUUUGAGUGUUCGGAUCCUACACGCAGGCUCCGCCUCCUCCUCUCAGAGCUGCUGCUGGUGAUGGCACAAAUUCGAGAGCCACGGCAGGACUUCUACCACAAAGCAUCAGAGUUGUUUGACAACCCUUGUUACUUGGAGGAGGUGAGUGAUGUGCUGUGCAUUGCCUUGGCUGAGCUGCCGGCCUUGCUGCCUCCAGCGGAGGUGGCUGAGGCACUGCUGCACGUCACUAAUGGGCCGGUGCUCAUCUCCCGUAUGGUGGCCAAUCAACCUGACUGUUUCAGGGAAGUUGUGACUGGUCUGGUGAUGAAUGGAGACAAACAGGAUGAGGAUGUCCCUGGGGGCAUGCUGAGGCUCCAGGCUGUACGUACACUGUGUCAAAUGAAUCCCAGCCAAGCCCUCAAUGUGCGAACCCUUUGUGUGGAACAGUGCCGCAUGCCUGGGCUUGCAAUUUACCUCACCCUGGAUGCGGGGAAGGCUAAUGCUGGAGGGAUGGGAGGCAACAGUUUGUGUGGUGGGGAAGGAGGGGAUGUGGUGAGCUAUGUAACAGGGCUCCUCCUCUCUCCAAAUCAACCACAACGCUCAUGGUUUGCACAGUUUGUCAAGAGUGGCCAGAGAAGGAAGUAUGACCAGCCUGCAUCAGCAUUGGUGGCUUUGCGCACAGACCUAAGUGAACGCCUGAGGAACUUUCUGCUCUUUAACAGCAACGACACACUACCAGAUUCCCAGGUGAUCCAUGCCACAGCACUCCUCAGACUCUACUGUGCUCUAAAGAGUUUGGCUAACCUCAAAUUCAGUGAGGACACAGAGAUCAUGUAUCUACUGCAGCUGGUGACCUGCCGACCUCCCCCCUCAGCAGCAGGAGUGAGGUUUGUCAGCACUGGUCUGUGCAUGCUUAUUGCCUGUCCCUCCCUCAUCUCAUCCCAGGACAACGAGCGCAGGGCCUCUGAGUGGAUCAAGUGGCUGGUCAAGGAAGAGGCAUACUUUGCAGGGGCUAGUGGUGUGUCAUCAUCUUUUGGGGCCAUGCUUCUCCUCAUGGCAAUACACUUCCAUGUGCAGCAGCUUAGUGCCAUUAUUGAGCUGGUUAGUGCUGCUCUUGGCAUGAAGGUCAUCACUCGGGCUUCCAGUCUUGGUCGUAUCAAGUAUAUCUUCACUCAUGAUGUGUUCACAGAGCAGGUGGUGACAGCACAUGCAGUGAAGGUGCCAGUUACAACAGGCCUUAAUGCCAACAUUCCAGGUUUCCUUCCAGUACACUGUGUUUACCAUCAACUCAAAAGUCGCAUGUUCACCAAGCACAAGGUUCCCAUCAAGGACUGGAUCUACAAUCAGAUCUGUGCUUCAUCAACACCACUACACCCAGUGAUGCCACAGCUGAUAGAAGUGUACGUCAAUUCCAUCAUCCUGAGCUCCAACAAGGGUGGCAUGUCAGACCACUUCAAUGAGCCCAUCUCAGAGGAGGAGAUCAUGGCAGUAUUCUCUCAGUCAAUAUUCACUGAAAAAAAUUCUGGAAAAAGUCAUGAAAAGCACCAGAACCCAGGGCAGAGGCGUGGGGCCCUGAGAGGUAGCCAGCUGCGGAGGUUUGCAGUGCGAGGGAAGGCUGCUCUCACACCUCCCACCACAUCCACCUCCAAGACAUCUCACCUAUCCUCCCAAACUUCAUCAUCCACCACAGGCAGCAACACACCAGUUGCCUCAAUCAUGACGUCUCAGCUAUUGCUGCUCUACUACCUACUCUUGUAUGAGGAUGUGCGCCUCACCAACAGCCACCAACUUCUUGCCAGUUCCCGGAGAGUACUUUCUUAUUCCCCACACCUGUUUGCUCAGCUUCCCAUCAGAUACCUGCUUUCACAUGCACAAAAGGAACAGAGGCUGUAUGCAGGUCUCUACUCCCCACUGGUGAAGCUACUUGUGAGCCACUACCCCCAGCUGUGUCUGGUGGAGGACUGGCUCUACCAGACACCGUCAGCAAACUCCAGACUUGGUAUCCUUCCACCUCCACUACCUCUUGAUCCUCAAACUGUGACUAGAGCUAUGGAGGAUGCUGCUCACAACCCUGGCCAGGUGCUGGUACUACUGGAUCGUUUGUUAAGAAUGCCUCCGUAUCAGCUGUGGCCCCUGGCUGGCCCUCUUGUAUCCUCUGUCAAGUGCCUCCUGAAGCCUGGCAUUCCUCGCAGAGUUUUAGACACCUAUAAGCAAGUGUGGAUGAGGCUCAACUCCCUAUUUCCUCGAAGACUUUGGGCCAUGACAGUGGAAGGAUUAUUGCCAGCAGAAAUUCAUGGGAGAGUUCGGCGGGCACUAUCUGAGGAUGACAUUAUCUUGGAUCCUCUCUAUGUCCUCCGUUGUGAUGAUGAGGUGUACAGGUGUGCUCCCUUGCUGCACCUAGUAAUCUAUAUGCUGCAAGUGUACCUGCUAUCUUCUCGCACCUUCCUAUCACAACAAAUGCAAAAUAGGCCAGCAGCUGCAAUCACUCACAACCUUGGUACCAAUACUUCCACUGGCACUGCCACUUCUCCCCAAACAAUAGAAGAGGAGAGAGAGAAGCUCAGAGGGGCACUGGUACUUACUCAGGAGAGUGCUGCUGUGCAAAUCCUUUUAGAGGCCUGCUUAAUGAAGGAAAGAGAAAAGGAUGGUGCUGGUGCCUUGAUACUCCAGGAGGUGCGAAGUAUUGUGUGUUCCUACAUUCAUCAGGCUUUCCUUAAGGACACAACAUUAGCUAAACUGGUUCAUUUUCAGGGCUAUCCAGGAGAAUUGCUAGGGCCAGUGGUGAGGGGCGUCCCAUCCAUGCAUAUUGCCAUUGGUCUCAACUGGAUCCCUGAGCUUCUACAACUUCCUGACCUAGAGAAGCAGCUGUUUGCCAUUGAACUAACUUCCCAUCUGGCCUUGCAAAAUGCUAUGCCCUCUACUCUUAGUAUAUCCAGGCUGGGAAUAAACACCCUAGCCACACUAUUGUCAGUGCUAAGCAAAAAUAAGCGUUUGAAGAUCAUCAAGGAAUCUCUUCCCUCACUGGUGGCCAUUGGACGAGCCUUCCCUGCCCUGACAGAUGACCUGCUUCACCUCAUGGUUAUGUAUGGCCGUGUGGCUGCAGCACAAUCAGGCCUCCUUGCUGCCCCUGCCCCAAAAUCAAUUGCAUUUCAAGAUGAGGAGAAGCCUCUGGUUGAUGGAGUGGAAAAGAUGGACUAUGAGGAAGGCCCUCCUGUGGAUGUGUUUCGUUCAGUGCCACAGGAAGACUCUCUUUAUGCUCAGGUUAUCACCACCUUCAAGAUGCUUGUCAAGGAGAGUACAAUGUCCCACAACCUGUACUAGUUUGUUGAUUGUGUGGAAGGAGGAAGCAGAUCCUUCAGACUUCUUUCUCAUGAACUUUAUAAUAUUUUAAUGAGUGUGUGUGUGUGUGUGUGUGUGUGUGUGUGUGCGUGUGUGUGUGUGACCAUUACAUUUCAUUGAGUGUUCAUCAUAAUUUUCACUAAGUGUGAUUGCAAUUUUUGUCUGUUAAUUAAUGUGUGAAAGAAUUUAUAUGAAAAAUAAAAUUACAUAAAUUU